AUGGACGGCAUUAAGAAGACGUUUGCGCAAUGCAAGAAGGAGGGCAGGUCUGCUCUCGUCACCUAUGUGACUGCAGGUUUCCCUACCGCAGAGGAGACACCAGACAUCAUGAUGGCCAUGGAGGCCGGAGGUGCUGACAUUAUUGAACUCGGCAUGCCCUUCACCGACCCCAUUGCCGACGGCCCAGCAAUUCAGACCGCCAACACUCAAGCCCUCAAGAACGGCGUCACAAUUGGCCAUGUCCUCCAGAUGAUCCGCGACGCGAGGAAGCGGGGUCUGAAGGCACCGGUCCUUCUCAUGGGAUACUACAACCCGCUGCUCAGCUACGGCGAGGAGAAGAUGCUACAGGAUGCGAAGGAGGCCGGAGCCAACGGCUUCAUCAUGGUCGACCUGCCACCGGAGGAGGCUCUGCGCUUCAGGAACUUCUGCCGCAGCUACGGUCUCUCUUACGUUCCCCUCAUCGCUCCCGCUACCUCCGAGCACCGCAUGCGCGUCCUCUGCAAAAUCGCCGAUUCCUUCAUCUACGUCGUAUCGCGUAUGGGCGUCACCGGCGCCAGCGGCACAAUGAACGCUGCCCUCCCCCAACUUCUCGAGCGCGUCCACAAAUACUCUGGCAAUGUUCCGGCGGCUGUCGGUUUCGGUGUCAGCACACGCGACCACUACCUGAGCGUAGGCAAGAUUGCUGAGGGUGUCGUUAUCGGCUCCCAGAUCAUCAACACGUUGAUCAAGGCUCCAGCAGGAGAGGGCGCAAAGGCAGUUGAGAAGUACUGCGACGAGAUCUGCGGCAAGAGCACCCGCGAGACAACUCGCGAGGUUGGCAUCGUUGAGACAUUGAACGAGGCCAAGGAGCCCACCGGCGUGCACGUCGACAAGGUCAUCACAGAUGCCGACACACCAGAUGGCCCCGGUCUCGCCGACCAGCUGGAGAUGCUCAACACUGACGAGACGGACGGCGCGAAUGGAACCAACCAGCAGAAUGGAUUUGAUGAGAAGCACAAGUUCCCCGCGCGAUUCGGCGAGUUUGGCGGGCAAUACGUGCCUGAAUCUCUCAUGGAUUGUCUUUCUGAGCUCGAGGAGGGCUUCAACACAGCGAUCGAAGACCCCAAGUUCUGGGAAGAGUACCGUUCUUACUACGACUGGAUGGGCAGACCAGGACAUUUGCAUCUUGCCGAGCGUCUUACCGAGCACGCUGGAGGUGCCAACAUCUGGUUGAAGAGAGAGGAUCUGAACCAUACCGGAAGUCACAAGAUCAACAACGCUCUCGGACAGGUACUCAUCGCCAGGAGACUGGGAAAGACUGAGAUCAUUGCCGAGACUGGAGCUGGCCAGCACGGUGUUGCGACAGCCACCGUCUGCGCCAAGUUCAACAUGAAGUGCACCAUCUACAUGGGUGCCGAGGAUGUCAGGCGUCAAGCCCUGAACGUCUUCCGCAUCAAGUUGCUCGGUGCGCAGGUCGUUGCUGUCGAGGCUGGUGCGCAGACCCUCCGCGAUGCAGUCAACGAGGCCAUGCGCGCUUGGGUCGUUCACCUCGACACAACUCACUACAUCAUCGGAUCCGCCAUCGGCCCUCACCCCUUCCCCACGAUUGUCCGCACUUUCCAGUCGAUCAUCGGAAACGAGACCAAGGAGCAGAUGCAGGCCAAGCGUGGCAAGCUUCCCGAUGCUGUAGUUGCUUGCGUUGGUGGCGGCAGCAAUGCCGCGGGCAUGUUCUACCCCUUCUCCAAGGACAUGUCCGUUAAGCUUCUCGGUAUCGAGGCUGGUGGUGACGGCAUCGACACAGACCGCCACAGUGCAACACUCUCCGCUGGAACCAAGGGUGUGCUUCACGGCGUGCGUACCUACGUUAUCCAGAACCAGCACGGACAGAUCAGCGAGACUCACUCGGUCUCUGCUGGUCUCGACUACCCUGGUGUUGGCCCAGAGCUUUCCAGCUGGAAGGACAGCGACCGUGCCAAGUUCAUCGCCUGCACUGAUGCCGAGGCGUUCAUUGGCUUCCGUCUGAUGUCCCAGCUCGAGGGUAUUAUCCCUGCGCUGGAGACUUCGCACGCCGUCUUUGGUGCCAUUGAGUUGGCCAAGACGAUGAACAAGGACCAGGACAUUGUCAUUUGUGUCUCUGGACGUGGUGAUAAGGACGUGCAGAGUGUUGCGGAGGAGCUGCCCAAGCUAGGACCCAAGAUUGGCUGGGACCUGAGGUACUGCCUAACACUGCUCCUCCACAACCCGCAAGCCUCCACCCUGGACGCCUUGAGCCCUUACCGUGACGCUGCGCCCAUCCAAGCCUUUGAGCUCCAACAACUCACCACAUCCCCAAAAGAGACACGGCGCGAGACCAAGAGGGAACAAAAGCGACGGGAGAAGCUCGAGCAGCUUCGCGAGGCCGACGAGAUGAAAUUCUCCCACAGCCUGCAGUUCAAUGCAGUGCCGGACUGGAGCAACCAUUAUAUUGCCUACAGCAACCUGAAGAAGCAGAUAUACAGCCUUGAGACGCAGCUCAACCAGAAGCAGGCGCACGCCGAUGCCGAAUCCUCACCACUCCUCAACGGGGAUGCCGACGACCCUGACAAGGUCUUCACGAAUACCCUCGACACGGAACUGGAACGCGUCACGUCUUUCUACAAGCUCAAGGAGAAUGAGAUCUUCGAGGAGAUGGAGGCCCUGCUCAAGGACGAGGAGCUGUUCGAGUACCACCAGGACGAGUACAAUGAGGAGAACGAGAAUGCGCCGCCAGGGAAGAAGAUGCGCAGUGGAAGCGUCUUCAAGGCCAUCGGCUUCAACCGACCGCGGGCCAUGAGCGGUGCGAGCGGGCGAUCAACCGACCACGGCGCAGAGGCAGAUGGAGACGAGGACGAUUCGGACGAAGACGUUGACGAGACCGCACAGCUGCGUAAGAAGAGCCCGGACGGUCAACGGCGACGCAGACGGACGACGGACGAAGACAUGGCAGCCUCCCACGUUUCCUCGAGACGGAAGACGAGCGUCGCAUUCGAGGACUACAACGACAUGGCUUUCUCAGCGCUGUACGACGAAGGCGUGUCGCUUAAGAAGCGGGCCGUCAGUGUCUACGUUCUGCUGUGCGAGCUGCGAUCCUUCAUCCAGCUGAACAAGACGGGUUUCGAAAAGGUGCUGAAAAAGUACGACAAGAUCAUGGACCGCAAACUCAAAAAGACAUACCUGAACAAAUAUGUCUACCCGGCAUACCCUUUCCAGCAAAGCACCAUGGACACGCUCACGCGGAACCUCGAGCGCAUGGAAGAAGCGUACGCGCAGAUCGGCACAAAGGGCGACAUUGUAGAGGCGAAGCGCGAGCUGAGACUACAUCUGCGAGAACACGUUGUAUGGGAGAGAAACACAGUUUGGCGAGAGAUGAUUGGAAUCGAACGGAAAGCGCAAGCGGCCAAUAUCGGUAUCAGCCAUACACUGCUCGGACGCGACACAACAGGCGGCAAGAUUAGGCGGCAAGGAGACGAGGUCGAAUCAGACAUGAAGGAGGUGGAUACGCCGAUUGGAAGAUAUCGGUGCCCGCAAUGGCUUGUCAGCAGGACCUUCUGGAUUCUGCUUGCUUGCAUAGCGGUCUUCGUCGUGCUGCUUGUGGUGCCCAUUAUGGAGGCGCCUGAGCAGCAGAACUGUCUGGCCAUGGUGAUCUUUGUCAGUUUACUGUGGGCCACCGAGGCCAUACCUCUCUUCGUCACUUCACUCUUGGUACCUUUCCUCGCAGUAACACUGAAUGUAGUCCGAAGCGAUGUGGAGCCCCACCGAAGACUGGAAUCCAAGGCAGCCGCAUCUUACGUCUUUUCCGCUAUGUGGACGCCAGUCAUCAUGCUGCUACUCGGUGGUUUCACAAUCGCUGCUGCGCUAUCAAAGUACAACAUCGCUAAGAUGAUGGCUACCUUUGUCCUUAGCAAGGCUGGAACGAAGCCAAGGACCGUACUCGUGGUCAACAUGUUCGUCGCCAUGUUCGCCAGUAUGUGGAUCAGCAACGUUGCCGCACCCGUGCUCUGCUUCUCCAUCAUCCAGCCCAUCCUCCGCAACCUCCCCGCCGAUUCCGACAUGACCAAAGCACUCCUCAUGGGCAUCGCCCUCUCCUCCAACAUCGGCGGCGCCGCAUCCCCCAUCGCCUCACCCCAAAACCUAAUCGCGCUACAAAACAUGCACCCUGAACCCUCCUGGGGCGUCUGGUUCUUCGUCGCACUCCCCGUCUGCAUCAUCUCCAUCCUGCUCAUCUGGGUCUUCCUCCUCAUCACCUUCCAACCCGGCCGCGGCACCAGCAUCGUGCCCAUCCGCCCCUUGAAGGACAAGUUCACCGGCGUGCAGUGGUUCAUCAGCGUCGUUACGCUCGUUACUAUUGUCCUGUGGUGCGUGAGCCACCAGCUUGAAUCCAUCUUCGGCGACAUGGGCGUCGUAGCCAUCAUCCCCAUCGUCCUCUUCUUCGGCACCGGCAUCCUGACUAAAGAGGACUUCAACAAUUUCCUCUGGACCAUCAUCAUCCUCGCCGCCGGCGGCCUGUCCCUCGGUAAAGCAGUCAAUUCAUCGGGGCUGCUGCAUACGAUCGCUGAGUCCAUCACUGCCGGCGUCGAGGGCAUGAGCUUGUAUGGUGUUCUCGUCGUCUUCUGCGCGCUGAUCGGUGUGGUCGCUACGUUUAUCAGUCAUACCGUUGCGGCGCUUAUUGUGCUCCCGCUUGUCCAGCAGGUCGGGCAGCAGAUGCCGGAACCGCAUCCUAAUCUGCUGGUUAUGGGCGCGGUGUUGAUGGCUAGUGGGGCGAUGGGGUUGCCGACUAGUGGGUUUCCCAAUAUGACUGCGAUUAUGAUGGAAGAUCAACGUACUGGACAGAGGUAUCUUGCUGUUAAGCACUUUUUGACGAGGGGUGUGCCGGCGAGUAUUAUUACUUUCUGUGUUAUUAUUACGGUUGGGUAUGGGUUGAUGCUUGCUGUGGGCUUCUAG
Molecule: messenger RNA, 4938 nt
Organism: Alternaria infectoria
Lineage: Eukaryota; Fungi; Ascomycota; Dothideomycetes; Pleosporales; Pleosporaceae
Exons: 10
Coding region: 1-4938 (1645 amino acids)
Biological process (GO): transmembrane transport; L-tryptophan biosynthetic process
Cellular component (GO): cytoplasm; membrane
Molecular function (GO): tryptophan synthase activity
Source: RefSeq, a predicted model, not a curated record